AGUUUUUAUUUGAUGUGCCAUUUAAUAAUUGUGCAAUUUAUUUUAGAUAAAAUUAGUUUACUAUUUUAAAAAAAGUCAUCGACAUCGUAUGAAAAUUUUGUGUAUCGCGAAAUAUGAACGAGAACUAAUGCACUUUCAAUUCGUCGAAUCGCAUUCAAAGAAAAAUGUAAAAGUGCUUCUAAUUCUAGUUUGAUUGAAUUUUUAUGGAGUAGUAUAAUCCACUAUCACGAAAUCUGAAUUUGUGUCGAAUUUUCGGAAGCCCGUUCAUUGAUAAGUUUUGUUCGGGGUGAUAAUAAACAGGAAGGAAAGUCCCCACAAAAUGGACAAAUUAGUUUUCAGAAUCUUGUGAAACAUUAUUUACGAAGUUGAUAAUUUUGACCGGAAUCCACAUGAAGUACAUAUUCUACAGCCUUAUAAUGUGAUAAUUAUGUAUGUUUUAAAAGUUAUACGAUUUUGUCUUUUAUUUACUCUGAAAGAAAUCCAUUUAUGAGUAAUUUGGUAAGAAAAGUAUGUGUCAUAUAUGUGGUAUAACAUAUUGUCAACGAUAUAUUUGAACCAGGGUGUCUUUUAUGAUCAAUUCAGUGAUUUUUUAUUUAUAUCUCGGUGGACAAUAAAUAUGGAUCGUUUGAUCACUAGCUCUUUUCUGUACAUUUUACUAGUCUUUUCUUCGCGAGUUCUGUGUGCAGAUCCAACAGUAUGGGGUAAAUAUCCAGGAGUAGUUGCGAUUGCUGUAUCCUCGCUGAACAAGGCCUGCGUUGGACAUAUUAUCAAUAAUCAACACGUAGUCACUGCAGCGCAAUGUGUUCUGGACGAAGAUACUUUUCAGGUUUUAAAUGUAUUCUGGUUUAAAGUUACUGCCGGCGAUAUAAAACUUUUCGAACCCACUCAAUAUAGAGCGGAGCGCAACAUUUCGAACAUCUUUCCCCAUGAACUUUACAACCCUCAGACCAAUGAAAAUGACAUUGCAAUACUCAGGUUAGACGCUCCCUUUUCGUUGCCGCAUAAUACAAUUGAGCCAGUCAUUCUCAACUCGAGAAUAGUCAAAACCAGUACAACCUGCGACUUUGUUGGGUGGAAAAUAGAUCAACAACGACAAUCUGAACAACAGUCAACUCCUAUGUUGGUAUAUGAUCGAGAUUUCUGCAAUUCACAACAAUACCCUGGGAGAAUUUUUGAGAGUGUAAUGUGCGGGCAAUUGCAAAUGGCUGAUGAUCUACCUGUGGUGAAUUAUGGUGGCGGUUUGUACUGUAAUAGUGAAUUAACUGGGCUAUUAACUAUACCACAGAAUGGAACAUCGACUCCUAGCGUAUUCACGCAAAUUCGUUUCUAUCGCAAAUGGAUUCAAAACCAAAUUUAUCGUGUGGAUGUACCAACCAGGAGAAGGUCACCAGUAACUAAAAUAUAGAAAAAACCUGGAUCAAUACCUGGAUUUGUUAGUUAUGGACUAUUGUUAUUAACGUUUUCUAAUUAGUAUAUUAAAAUUAAAAUAUUAACAUGCUUGAA
Hermetia illucens (black soldier fly) is the source of this 1503-nucleotide messenger RNA. RefSeq names its product trypsin eta-like. The record is from RefSeq and is a predicted model, not a curated record. The transcript has 6 exons. Gene Ontology annotation, molecular function: serine-type endopeptidase activity. NCBI's taxonomy places the organism in Eukaryota, Metazoa, Arthropoda, Insecta, Diptera, Stratiomyidae. Gene Ontology annotation, biological process: proteolysis. Bases 521 to 1405 code for a protein of 294 amino acids.